Molecule: messenger RNA, 5409 nt
Organism: Salvelinus namaycush (lake trout)
Lineage: Eukaryota; Metazoa; Chordata; Actinopteri; Salmoniformes; Salmonidae
Product: P2X purinoceptor 1-like
Exons: 14
Coding region: 132-1454 (440 amino acids)
Biological process (GO): monoatomic cation transmembrane transport; response to ATP
Cellular component (GO): plasma membrane; nuclear inner membrane
Molecular function (GO): purinergic nucleotide receptor activity; extracellularly ATP-gated monoatomic cation channel activity
Source: RefSeq, a predicted model, not a curated record
AAACUUGAGAGAGAGAGAGAGAAGUCCAACACAGCUACUGAAACAUGUCAGCUGUUGGUUAAGGGGGGCUGAAGAAGAAAAAUAGUUAAUAGGGAAGAGGUGUGAGAGACAGAGAGGCAGGGUCAGGGUGUAUGCAUGCCAGCACGAUGGAGAGACCCUCUUGUCUCCCACGGAGCAGCAAGAUGAACAGCUACAUCACCAACGCCAUCUCUGACUUCUUCUUCAAGUAUGAGACCCCCCGCCAGGUGCUGGUGCAGAACAGGAGAGUGGGGGUCGUGUGCCGAUUGAUUCAGCUGGGGGUCCUGGCUUACAUCAUCGGUUGGGUGUUUAUCUAUGAGAAAGGCUACCAGUCGACAGACACGGCCGUGAGUUCUGUCUUUACUAAGAUGAAAGGGGUGGGCUACACCAAGGUGGAUGGAGAGGAGAGGGUCUGGGACAUGGUCGACUACGUCUUCCCUGAACAGGGAGACUCAUCUUUUGUGGUGAUGACCAACUACAUUAUAACCAAAGGUCAGAAAAUGGGAAAAUGUCCUGAGCUCGCAGAACCCAGGUAUCUCUGCAACUCCGACUCAGACUGUGAAAGAGGGAUAAUAGAACGUACAGGACAUGGACAUAUGACGGGGAAGUGUGUGGGGAACACAACCAAGACGUGUGAGGUUGUAGCCUGGUGCCCUGUGGAAGAUGACCGCAAAAUCCCAGAUCCCGCACUUUUGAUGUCGGCAGAGAACCACACACUGUUCAUCAAAAACUCUGUCACCUUUCCAGCAUAUGGUGUUAAGAGGAGUAACCUUGUAGAAGGUAUCGACAAUCAGUACAUCAAGAGUUGUGUGUAUGACCCGACAACGUCCCCACUGUGUCCCAUUUUCAGACUGGGUGACUUGGUACAGCUGUCUGGCUUCAACUUCGCCACCAUAGCCAAAAUGGGCGGGGCGAUUGGUAUCGUCAUUGACUGGACCUGUAACCUGGACUAUGACCAGUCAAAGUGUAAACCGAUCUACACCUUCCACGGUCUCUAUGGAAAUCCCAAUGAGACAGACAUGGCUAGAGCGUCUGUUGGAUACAAUUUCCGGUAUGCAAAGCAUUAUAUGGAGGACAAACAGGAGAAAAGAACACUUCUGAAAGUGUUUGGGAUUCGAUUCGACAUCAUUGUUCGUUCAGUGGCCAGAAAGUUUGAUAUCAUCCCAACACUAACAGCUAUAGGGUCUGGCGUUGGAAUCUUUGGAGUGGCAACUGUAGUAUGCGAUCUGAUCCUUCUGUAUCUACUACCAAAGAGGGAGUUCUACAACAACAUGAAAUUCAAGGUCACAGAAACAGUAGAGCAGUGCGACAACCUGAGGCUGGGUAUAAACACGUUCAUCUAUUACAUCCCCGACGUCUAUGCAGGACCACAAGUCUCAGCCAAUAUAAUCCUACAACAUAAAGAACCUUUAGACGAGUUCUCGUCAGAAAAAUAAGUAUCCAAGGAGUGAUCCUACAAAGGGUAGAUUCAUGACUCUUGGGCUCCAGACAGCAGAAACAGGUGGAUCCGGCUCCUGCAGAACACAGACUCCAGGCUGUACUGCCAUGCAGAGGACACUUGGACAGGAAAAGACACUCUCUUCAGCUCAAUUAUUCAACUGCUAAUUAUUUAUACCUUCAAAUCUUGGCAACAGACCUCAAAUGAUGCUAUCUGUUUAGGAGAUAAACCGAGAUAAAUACAGAAUAUUAUUCUUUCAGAGACAGAAGCAGCCACCCUCCCUAAAAGCACUGUUCUCUCAACAUUGCAGAAUUAGCACUGUGUAUUAGUUGAGUGUUGGUUCAUUACCUCAAAGCGCCAUGGUUUAUAACUAAUUUUAGGCAGCCCUUCUACUUUAGGGGAGAACCACCAAUUUCCAACUUGAUAUGACCAUUAUAACACAGUUCCAUAACAUUUUUAUAACACGGUUAUAACAGCCCUCUACUUUAUGGUAGCACCACCCAUUUCCAACCUCUUCCAUCGGCACAGAGCCCUCAAUGUUGUCUUCACGAGACAACACUAGAAUGACUACUGGUGGGGUACUCCACUUUGAAAGACACAUAAAUAAUUAUGUAUUUUAGGUUAUAUCUUUCUCAUUAACAGUUUGCGAUUGCCACGUGAAUUCAAUAAACCAUGUUCUGAGUUUAGGUUAUACUCUUGCAUACCCUUUUACAGGUUACUUACAAAAUACAAAAUUAUUCAAAAAUGAUUAUAAUAAUUUUUAUUGUAUUUUAUUGUGUGUCUAGGUGUCUAGGUGUACAAAAAGCAUGCAAAAAUAGCUUCUGUAUAUAUUUGGUACAUAUUUACAUUGUAACAGCUGCAUUCAGUACAGGUGUGCCAUGCUUUUUUUGUUUGUGGGAAUUGACGAACCUUGACAAGUACAUUCAAGCCCCAUUCAUACCUGGUUCUAACAUGCAUCCUUCAUCCUGAUCUUGUCCGUUAUAAGUUCUGAUGAAAAUCAGUUCACAUUAUGUCUUUAAAAUGCCUACACCUGACUAAAAAUGUGGACACAAUAAUAAUGUGGAAGAGAUCAGGACACAUGACGCAGAUUAGCACCAGGUAUAAACAGGGCUUCAGAGAAAUGCGGAACAGUACAGACAUCUAUCAACACAAGAAACAGGACCUUUAACACAGAGACUGGACAAUCACAUAUGAUACAUAGCAGCGAUGCAAAAACCAUGACACUGUCCUAAUCUUAACAUUAUGUACACUCUCACUCCCACAGGCCUGUUUCAUCUGUUGAAGAGGAUUCCCUCUUUACCCCAGGUUGAAGGAAUUAUUAAUCAUAUUAAUUAGCAUAAACGUGUCAAUAUCAUCCAGCUCAACUCCCAAGACAAUGUAAUGUACCUGGAAUAAUAGACAGAAAGAAAGAGCACCUGAGUGCAUUUAGAAUCAGAACACAACACUGAAGUAAUCUAAUGACAUCAACAUUGCACUUCUGACACACACACACAUACUUGUACAUACACACACAUACAUUACAAAGGUGAAUACACCUUAGACACCGAUAAUGAUUCUUGCGAGUGCAGUGCUCCGGACAGACGUACAAAAAAAACUGUGUUUCGCUUUAGCAUCAUCGUCAACAUAUAAAGUGCCAUGUCAUCAGAGGGGACUUGAACAUGGCAGACAGCUGGUUCACAACAGGUGCCAUCUUUGUUCCGAUCCCAGCAGCCCUUCAGUUAGGAGAAGUUAACCCACAGACUGACCGGUGACUAAGACAAACCCUUAAAAGCUCCAUCAAAAAGCAACUACAUCCAGCGCAACACGAACAUAGCGUUCACCCUAAAGGUAGCGGGGAAAAAAGUAAAAGCAACAAAAUAAAAAGCCAUAACAGAUAACAAAGCAAGCUCUUCAUAUGGUUGAUUGAAACUCUGCACUUGAAAUUGCAUGUACCGGUAAUAGAAAUUAUGAAAAAAAAAAUAUAUUCACAAAGACGGAAGCACAAUUAAAUAUGGCUGCCGUAAUAGGUGAAACUGACGUGUAAAGGCAACAGCAGGGCAAUGAAGAAAAAGAGAAGAUGGAAUAAGUGAGUGAAAGAGAAAACACUAUCUGGCCUGGCUAACAGGGAAUGCAUAAUAAAGCUUUUUUCUUCCACUACAAUCCCUCUACCCAUUCUCUGACUGUAGCACCUAACAGGUGCACUGAUAUGUCCACCAGAGGGUUUACGAUGCAUCCAAAUUGGCACCCUAAUCCCUAUAUAGUGGCUAUUCCCUAUAUAGUGGCUAUUCCCUUUAUAGUUGCUAUUUCCUAUAUCGCAGCUGUCGACAAUGUGCCAUUCAAAGGUAACUUCCGAAUGCGCCGACAUCUGCCACGUUUACCAUGAAUGCAAUCUCAGCAAAUGUAGGAACAUUGCCUUUAAAAGCUGAAUUGUCAACACAGUGUGAUAAGACUGAAUCCUGGCCUUAGAGAGACAGACAGCAAUAAUACACAUCUCCCAAACACACAUCUACUGACAUCAGGUCUUCCACACUGCCUAUAAAGACUGCAUGACUAAGAUGAUAUGAUAGGAAACAGGUUUUGAAGUUGCAUAAAUUGUGUCCAUCAUUUCUAGGAUUGUGCACACAAUUAGUCGUUUUUGAAAAUGAGAGGCUCAAAUCACAGAGGCUCAAUUCAGAAGUGGCAUUGGCCCUUGUAUGUGCAUGUAUAUGCUGCCCUCCUAUAGAUCCUCAGUACCUAAUUUCAAUGGAGUGUUUUGCACAAUAGAAUUGCAUCAAGUCGGAAGAGAGGGAUGAAUGGACAUCACUCUACUGGGCCAUUCUCUGCCACAUGGGGAUUGUGUGGUGGUGAAUAGAUAGUUGUUGUUGUUCCUAAUCACCAUAUUGUAAUGGUCCCUGGAAAAGCGGUGGAAGAGAUCGCUGUGCUCUGACUGACAACGCGCUUUCAUAUACAGUACAAAGUGCCUUCCCCGUGCUUGGAUGACCUGAAUGAACUGCUACUAUUGUUACAUAAAAAUAUGUUAUGAGAAUAACACAAUUAUUCACAUUUAUUUCAUAAAUUAACCUUUUACUAAUCAAGAAACAGUACAUGCAAACACCAUUACCUGCUUUCACUUCCAUUUUGAAAUCGAGAAGAAUGUAUGAAGGACAAAUAAACCAGCUUACUGCUGUGCAAUCUCACAUGCAUCCCUAUCAAUGAAUGGGCCAAUUUCCAAUGACGUUUUUCUGAAAUUGAAAUAAAACAUUUACUUGGUUCUGGAAGGGUGAUUAAUAGGCUGCAUAAAUAUGAUUAGUGUUCCCCCUUUCACAAUUGUGGGCUUCAAAUGUGUUUUAAGGAGGAUAGGUUGCUGCUUCUUGUCAGAGUCUAGGAGACAGGGGAGAGAAACAGGCUUGCUUCAUCCUACUGCCUGAGAUUUAGAGAAACAGCCCUCUAAUUCUGUACCCUACUAAAAACAUUAGAGAAUGAAGGGGAGACGAUUAGAGCAAGGAAGAGACCAGUCCAUACAGACACCAAACCUUGGGACCACAUCACCCCCAACCUCAAACUCCACUGGUUCCCAGUUCAAUACAGGAUCAUCUUCAAAAUACUCACAUACCUUACUGACCUCCUGCACCUCUACACUCCCACCUGUUCACUGCACUUUUAUGACAUUGGCCUCCUAACCAUCUCUCACACCAGGCUCUGCUUCAUGGGAGACAAUGCUUUUAGCAUUGCAGCCCCUCCCCCCCAACUCUGGAACUCCCUCCCUCUCCAUGUCAAAACCUGACAAUCCAUACACAUAUUCAAGUCCACACUAAAGACACACCUCUUCACAUGAUCUGUUGUCUUAGAGAUCCCUCACUAGUUCACGUCCCUAGUUAGUGUCAUCCUGUUUAGUUUUUUCCUGGUUAGUCUGUCCUUAUGUUCGGCGUAGUUGUAUAAUACUUACUUAUUUUAAUGUAUGAUUUUAUUGCUUUUAAUCCUGCUGAUUAUCUUGU